AUGCUUGAGGAACAGGCUAAGAAGAAAAUCGUGGAAUCUGCAUUACUUGUAAACAGGCCUCAGCCAUCUGUUGAUGAGAAAUUCGACAACAAUCUUAAUCAUCCACUGCCAGAAAUUGAAGCCAAAGUUUUAGAUCAGAGUGUACUCGUCAGAAUUCACUGUGAGAAGAACAAAGGAAAUCUAGCAAAGGUCCUGCAUGAACUGGAGAAGCUUCCUCUAAUAGUGGUGGCUACCAAUAUUCUGCCUUUUGGGAGCUGCACCAUGGAUCUAACUGUUAUUGGUCAGAUCAACACUGAAGUCCCCAUUAGAGCCAAGGAUCUUGUGAGGUACCUACGGUCAGCACUUUUGAAUUUCAGGUCCGAUGUUUGA
Molecule: messenger RNA, 369 nt
Organism: Jatropha curcas
Lineage: Eukaryota; Viridiplantae; Streptophyta; Magnoliopsida; Malpighiales; Euphorbiaceae
Source: RefSeq, a predicted model, not a curated record